Messenger RNA from Arabidopsis arenosa, 1011 nucleotides. Lineage: Eukaryota; Viridiplantae; Streptophyta; Magnoliopsida; Brassicales; Brassicaceae. The record is from the annotation of a GenBank genome assembly.
UAGGGUUUUACCUGGGAAAAAUGGAUCCAAAAUCCAGUGAUGUCGAUACGAUUGAAGGAGCAAAUAUCGAGCUAGGGAGGACGAGAUCCAUGGAACUAUCCACCGAUUUUGGUUUCUUGGCUCUGGAAAAGGCCGAGAUUUCUGCGGCAAGCGAGGGGGAAGACGAAGACGAGAAGGCAGAUGAAGAUGAAGAUGAAGUUGAGGAUACGGACAGUAUCGAAAGCGAUCAAGAAUGGGAUGUUGAUAGCUUUGAGGGUUUUGAAUGCAAUUCUGAUCCUGAAGACACUGAGGACUGGCGGCGAUACCUGCGUCAAUGUCACAAAAGCGAGGGUUUCGAUGUGCCACGAGAUUACCUUCCGACGAAUCCGGAUCGAAUUUACUGUGGAUUUAAUCCUCUUGACCUUGAUGCCUACUUUAGUCCCCCCGACAUUUCAGGGCGGGAGUACAUGGAAAACAUGCUCAAAGUGAAGAAGAAUUUGGUGAUGGACCAUAUCGUGAGGGCCGUUGUGAUAUUGGGCGGUGGGGUCAAAGCAUAUAUUACUUUCAUGGCUAAGGAGUCCCCUGAAGGAGAGCUUGUGGAGUAUCAAGGCAAAGCUGAAUGGAAGGUCUGGCAGAGAAACAUCCAUCCACUCCUCUGCAGACCAGCCUCUGAACAGAGACAGUUAGAUUGAUGAUGCGGAUCCUGCUAUUGUUGCCAUGACUAAAAACCGAGUCAAAAGAGUUGUCGUUGUAAAACUUAUAAGCUUGUUAUGCUGUUGUAAUGGAUUUAAUUAGAAACUUAUUUAAUUAAAAGCAUUAAGACCUCUUAUUAUUGUUGUAAUCUACUGAGCCAAAGCAUUUAUGGGUUUAUCCUUGUAAGCUGAAACUCGUUAAUCUAGAUGUCUUUUUCUGUUUAAUAUGUUUGUGAGUUUUGUCUUUUAACUCUCGAGAGUGGACGAUCAUAAAUUUGUAAACCAAACUAUAUGUACCAGUCCAGUUACUUGGCAUAUAUAAUAUAUCUUGCUGUUGCAU